Molecule: messenger RNA, 1491 nt
Organism: Macroventuria anomochaeta
Lineage: Eukaryota; Fungi; Ascomycota; Dothideomycetes; Pleosporales; Didymellaceae
Product: DUF1593-domain-containing protein
Exons: 2
Coding region: 1-1491 (496 amino acids)
Molecular function (GO): hydrolase activity, hydrolyzing N-glycosyl compounds
Source: RefSeq, a predicted model, not a curated record
AUGGCUACGGAAAAGCUCCAGACGUAUCCUCAAAAACCCCGCGUCUUCAUCCUGUCGGAUAUCUCGAAUGAACCCGAUGAUGCUGAGUCGCUAUGCCGUUACUUGUUGUAUGCCAACCAGUUCGAGACCGAGGGGUUGGUGGCAUGCACAAGCAUCCGGAUGAAGAACAAGGUAUACCCGCAGGAUAUGGAGAAGAUCAUUGAUGCGUAUGCGGGCGCCGUCGACAACUUGAGCAAGCACGUCCAUCCGGAUUGGCCGUAUCCAAGUGCAGAGCAGUUGAAGGUUCUGAUUAAGAAGGGUGCUGAGACCUAUGGUAUGUCAGCAGUUGGGCAGGACAUCCCAUUAUCUGCCGGAGGUCGGCUGCUCUACGAUCGCAUCGUUGCGCCUUCGACACACCCGCUAUGGAUCCUCUGCUGGGGCGGCACAAACACACUCGCACAGGCAUUGCUCAAAAUCGAUGACGAGUACUCUCCCGAAGACUCUCAGCGCCUACUAUCGCGUAUUCGCGUGUACGCAAUAUCUGACCAGGACGACACUGGUGCCUGGAUUCGCAACAACUUCCCUGAUAUUUUCUACAUUGCCUCAGUGCACGGAUGGAAUCAAUACGGCAUGGCAGCCUGGACUGGUAUCUCAGGGGAGAAAUACUACGGCUUCGAUCAGAGUGGACCAGAUUUUUCCAAAAUGGAGAAGAGCUGGAUAAAGGAGAAUAUCCAGAUCGGCCCACUGGGAAGUGCAUACCCUGACUACCUCUUCAUCCCCGAGGGCGGUACGCCAACCUUUCUCUACCUCAUUCAAAACGGCCUCGGCGUGCCGGAUUACCCCGACUACGGGUCCUGGGGUGGUCGCUACGCUCGAACAGACAUCAGUGGUGCUGGUUUGAACAGCAACCACUACAGCGACGCAGUAGACCGUGUCAAAGGUCUCGACGGCAGGACUCACACCUCUAAUCAUUCCACUAUCUGGCGCUGGCGCGAUGCAUUUCAGAACGACUUUGCAGCAAGGAUUAAAUGGAGCAUGGAGUCUGACUUCAGCAGAGCGAACCACCAUCCUGUCAUCCGUCUCAACGGCACCAAGGAUCUUACGCCCGUGCGCAUCGAUGCUGAAGCCGGUUCCUCCGUUACCCUCGAUGCCAGUGGUACCUAUGAUCCCGAUGGUGGAAAGUUGACAUACAAGUGGUGGCACUACCGCGAACCCACAGCGACACAAUGGUGGGUAGACGCCGAAGUUGCGGAGCUGCAAAUCAAGGAGCUUGAUGAUGAAGGCAAGCGGGUCGAAGUCGUGUUGCCGCCACCGGACAAGUGUGCAGUCGAGCUGAUGAGCAGGAAGCCGGUUCCGCAAGGGCAACUGCUGCAUUUGAUUCUUGAAGUUGCGGACGAUGGAACUCCAAGCUUGACGAGCUACAGGCGCGUGUUGAUUCAGGUUACGAAUAGAGAACUCAGGGGUGGAGGCAACGGUACGGAUGCCAUUGGCGAUCUGAUGAAAGACUUGUAA